This is a messenger RNA of Epinephelus lanceolatus (giant grouper), 787 nucleotides long. RefSeq names its product BRICK1 subunit of SCAR/WAVE actin nucleating complex (gene brk1). The record is from RefSeq and is a predicted model, not a curated record. Gene Ontology annotation, biological process: regulation of actin polymerization or depolymerization; cell motility; actin filament organization. NCBI's taxonomy places the organism in Eukaryota, Metazoa, Chordata, Actinopteri, Perciformes, Serranidae. Gene Ontology annotation, cellular component: SCAR complex. Gene Ontology annotation, molecular function: protein-containing complex binding.
GGGCGCAGCUGUGCUAUCCUCAAUUGAACGCUAAGCUACAGGCUACACUGCUACUCUGAACAUGGCUGGCCAGGAAGACCCAGUGCAGAGAGAGAUUCACCAAGACUGGGCGAAUCGAGAGUACAUAGAAGUUAUUACGAGCAGCAUCAAAAAAAUCGCCGACUUUCUAAACUCGUUUGAUAUGUCGUGUCGGUCCCGCUUGGCCACCCUCAAUGAGAAGCUGACAGCGCUGGAGAGGAGGAUUGAAUAUAUUGAGGCGAGAGUGACGAAAGGAGAGACCUUGACCUAGAUAUUACCAUGGGAAUUCAUAGCAUCCCAGAGCCACCUGCCCAUCAUUCCCCUCCCUUCCCUGAAUUUUUGGAAUAAGUGUGAUGGAUUCCACCCUCCUUUUUUGGGAUCACGUGGACCAUUUUUUAUAAUAUAUGGCCGAGUUUUGUGUUGUUUUACCUCAUGACACAUUUGUAUAGAAGAUAUGGGUCUGCCUUGGGUGUCAGUGAUGCAAGCAUCAUCAAUGUUACAAAACAAAAAAAUGAUAAUACGCUCCAUAAGUAUUGGUUUCAAAAAGUAUCAUGGGGCUCAAUCAUGGAUCUGGUAUCAGCACAACUUGUUGACCAUCUGUGUUGUAUGCAGUGUCAUUACCACAUCAGAGAUUUAUGAAAGGGGAACAUCCUUGUGUGCCAAGUUGAACAAGUAAUUGUGUAGUCAUCUUUAUUAAGGACCUGCUUGUACAGUGAACUGUUUGGUGAUGUUUCAGGAUUUAAAUACUGUAAUAAAUGAUUAACGAUGA